AUGCCCGCACUUCCGACCACGCCCAAGCCUUCGGGCCCGGACGCCGACUCGUCAUGGCUGCUUGACGAGAACCUCUCGCCGGCACUCGUACAGGGCUCGAUGCAGAAUCUGCAUCUCGCCGACUCGCCCCUCACCGCUCCUCUCCAAUCCGCCGCAGCGGCCAACCGCGCCUCGCAGCCGCGCGCAUCCAAGCCGAUCAAGUCGCGUCCGUCGUGGGGAUCCGCCGUGGUGCUCGACGCACAACACUCGACCAACGCCAUCUCGGGCAUCCGCUUGCUCGCCGGCAUCCAGCCCAACGACGAGAACAAGCCGCCCGUCUCGCGCAAGCCACCCACGUCUUCCUCUUCCACCGCGGGAGCACCUGCUCGACCACGCUUCUCGCUGUUUGCAAAGCCGGGCGUACCUACCAACCUCGUGCCCAAGAAGCUGCACAACGCCAGCACCGCAUCGCAGCAUGAUGACGAUGACGACGACGACCUUACCCUGCACGGUCUGCCUGAUGUGUCGGCGCUAGCCUCGUCGUCGUCCCACGCGCCCGAUACCUCGGCCGCCUCCGCCUACAUUCCGGACGACGACUACAUCCGCGACGCAUUGCUGGGCAAACCGGCAUCGGCGGCCGUUGCAUCAGGCGCACCCACGCCCGUCGAAUCCAAAGAGUCGCAGGAGCACGCCGCACGCCAGCUCGCCGAGCUGCGCCGCAUCAACGACGUGUUCGAGGCGUUCGAAACGUCGUUGCGCGGCAGUGCGGGGCAGAUCAAUGCGUUUGCGCGCCGCGUGCGCGAUACGGACGACCUGCUCAACAUCUACAUCAGCCUGCUGCGCCAGACCGAAAAGACUCAGCAGCUGCUUCAAGACCAGGACUGGAAGGGCACCACCAAGGACGCCGAGGCCCACAAGGAGAGUCUUGCCAUUGCGCAUAGGGAGACCCAGCGUCUGCAUGCAGAGGCACUCGCGAGGGAGCAGGAGGCCAAGCGUGCAUCCCAACUCGCGGCUCAACAGGCAGAGGAACUGCAGCGUCGUCAGCAGGAAGAGGCUCGUCGUGCAGCUGCGCCCGGUGCUCGCGGCAGGGGUGGUCGCACUGUCUCGACGGGUACCAGGGGUGCGGCGAGAGGUGGAGUGGCGCGUGCAGCUUCGUCGCGCACGGCGUCAAAAGCGUCCGACACCCAACCGGCUGCCACAGCUACAGCUUCGACUCGCGGCAGGUCCGCAUCGGCUUCAACGCGCGGCACCGCAAGACCCUCGGCCAUCCCCACACGCACACCCUCCGGCAGCGCAGGCCUCGGCGGCCAGUACGCCAACGUCAAAAGCUCCGGCUACGGCCCACGAUAG
This is a messenger RNA of Moesziomyces antarcticus, 1329 nucleotides long. RefSeq lists its product as uncharacterized. NCBI's taxonomy places the organism in Eukaryota, Fungi, Basidiomycota, Ustilaginomycetes, Ustilaginales, Ustilaginaceae. Gene Ontology annotation, cellular component: mitotic spindle; DASH complex. The record is from RefSeq and is a predicted model, not a curated record. Bases 1 to 1329 code for a protein of 442 amino acids. Gene Ontology annotation, biological process: mitotic cell cycle. The transcript has a single exon.